This is a messenger RNA of Drosophila willistoni, 956 nucleotides long. RefSeq names its product RIP-like protein (gene Ripalpha). Gene Ontology annotation, biological process: protein import into nucleus. Bases 101 to 697 code for a protein of 198 amino acids. NCBI's taxonomy places the organism in Eukaryota, Metazoa, Arthropoda, Insecta, Diptera, Drosophilidae. The transcript is spliced from 3 exons. Gene Ontology annotation, cellular component: nucleus. The record is from RefSeq and is a predicted model, not a curated record.
UAUUUCUACUCUCAUCACUAACUAGUCCCAGCUGUUCGCGCUCUUUUCUUGCCGUAUAUUUGUGUAAUUAUUUAAUUAAUUGUUAAUUGUUUUUUUGACUAUGGAGUGUCCUAGCAGUCCUGUUUAUCAAACAAGCGUUGAGCAAAAGCGGCAAGCUCAAAGCGCGGCUAAAAGGCGACACUUGGGAAUGCCCAAAUUAAGGGAAAUGUUGCGUGAUAAAUGCCGCAUACGAAUUAUGGAUGCUCGUAAAAAUAACAUUGAUUCCAAUCGCACCCUUCAAUUAGCUGAACUGAAAGAAUUGUUGCGUUUGGAGCUAAUUGAGUUUGACCACGAUUUAGAACUGGAAAUGCAUAUAUUGGAGGAGCUACUUUCGGAUGUCAAUGAAUGGUAUGCCUUAGGAGAGCAAAGCCUAGAGACCCUGUAUGUGGAACCAGAUGCGUCGGCCACCGAACAAAUUGUUCUUUGUCCCGUGUGCCAGAUGAAGCCUUUAAGCAAGUUCAAAUCAUCGUCCUAUAUAUGUGAAUGUGGCAUUAAAUUUGAACAUUCUGCUGACUUAAAGCGACUGGAGCAAUUGCUUCAAAAACAGAUUACCACUCACGAGAUGAAUUGCACACAGGCCUUGUGCUUCUUCAUUGAACCCUCAACAAAUGCCCUAUACACCAUGUGUGGCACCUGUGACUAUUUCUCAUCUGUUUAAUUAUAGGAUUCUUUUUUUUUUUUUUUGUUAAGUUACACAAAUCAGAAUAUGUUAUAGAAAUUGUUCGCCAACUGUUUGUAAUAUGUAUACUAAACUAUUUGUAAAAUUAAGGAUAUUAUAGCUACUAGCAUCUAAAAUUGUAAUUGAUUAAUCUUUAAGAACUAAAAAAACCAUAUUGUUAAUUGAUUUGCCAAUUUUUAUAUGUAUGAAACUUUAGUUUACUUUAAGAAUUUCUAAUAAACAUAAUUUUCUUUCGCAA